This is a messenger RNA of Oppiella nova, 2336 nucleotides long. The record is from the annotation of a GenBank genome assembly. NCBI's taxonomy places the organism in Eukaryota, Metazoa, Arthropoda, Arachnida, Sarcoptiformes, Oppiidae.
UAAAAUAACAUGAAAAUAAUAUUAUUAUUAAGCUUAUUUUAUUUGUCGGUAAAUGGACUGCCAUUUUCCGAUGAACCUGGUAAAACAUGGGUAGUAUUAUGCGCCGGAUGGAGAGGUUACCAAGGUGGUGGUUAUAGUAUACAGGCAAACGUGUACCACGCUUAUCAAGUAAUCCAUGCUCAAGGUAUCCCCGAUGAACAUAUAAUAGUCAUGCACUACGACGACCUGGCUUACCAUAAAUCAAACCCUACACCCGGUAUAGUCGUACAAAAAGUGAACGGCACUGAUGUCUAUAAGGGGGUACCCAAGGACUACACGGGCGACGAAGUCACGCCUAAAAACUUUUUAGGUGUACUUAAAGGGGACCCGGAAUUAGUCAAAAAGGGUAAACGUGUGGUGAAUAGUGGACCCAAUGAUAACGUAUUUGUCUAUUUCAUUGACCAUGGUGCUACCGAUAUAGUGUCGUUCCCGCGGGGAUACCUAUACGGGGAGGAACUGGUGGCUGCACUCAAGGAUAUGCACCAAAACAAGAGAUUUGCAAAACUAGUGUUUUAUUUGGAGGCGUGUGAAUCGGGCUCCAUGUUCAAACUACUGCCAACUGACAUAAAUGUUUACGCAAUUACCUCAUCCAAUGCUACUGAACUGAGCUGGGAGUGUGACUGGGACGAGUCCCGUAAAGUGUACCUGGGUGGUUAUUUUGCCUUUAGCUGGUUGGAUGACUGCGAGCACCGGGAUCUGCAAAAGGAGUCCCUUCAGGAGCAGUUUAAUCACAUGAAAAAACAGUUGGAUAUCCCGGGUCCAGACCCCCAAAAGGAGCCUCACCAACAGCACCCGAUGCAAUUUGGGGACCUGUCCAUCACUAAGUUACCUGCCUCACAGUUUCUAGGAUUUAAAAAAGUCAAUGAAAAGAUUAAUACGGAGCCGAUGGUUAUGAAAAAACAGCAAGCACAAAUUGAGACCACAAAUGAAAUUGAGUAUACUCAAGAAUUACAGAAUUUAAUGCAAUUCCGCGAAUACGUGGAUAACGUGUUGUAUGAAUACGUGAAUAAUGAGCCAGCACCAUUUAACGGUACUAAAUGGGUGGUACUAUGUGCCGGUAGUACUACCUGGGACAACUAUAGACACCAGGCUGAUGUUUACCACGCGUACCAAGUAGUCAAAUCGCAUGGCAUACCUGAGAAAAAUAUUAUCGUUUUCCACUACGAUGACAUUGCUCAUAAUAAGGUUAACCCUACACCGAGUAUUGUAGUCAACACACUCGGUGGACCUGAUGUCUAUCAAGGAGUACCCAAGGAUUAUACCGGGAUUGAUGUCAACCCAGAAAACUUUGUGGGCGUACUUAUGGGCGAUAAGACGCUAAAAGAAAAUAACAAAAAAGUGCUGGAAAGUGGGCCCAAUGAUCAUGUUUAUAUCUAUUUCGUUGACCAUGGUGACGAGGAUGUUAUCGAAUUCCCGACCGACUAUUUGUAUGGGGAGGAGCUGAAUGUGGCCCUCAAAUACAUGCACCAAAACAAAAUGUUUGCCAAAUUGGUGUUUAAUAUGGAAACGUGUCACUCGGGUUCAAUGUUUGACAAAUUGCUACGGAAUGAUCUCAAUAUUUAUGUGACAACAUCAGCAAAACCCGAUGAACUGAGCUCGGCCACGUAUUAUGAUACACUCAGAAAGACCUACCUUGGUGAUUGUUAUAGCGUUGCCUUGAUAGAGAAUAGUGAAACCCAGGAUUUAGAUAAAGAGACUCUACAGGCUCAGUUUGAGUAUAUCAGCAAAAAUGUGAAUACCUCCACACCGCAGCAAUAUGGCGAUGUUUCAAUUGCGAAAUUACCAGUGUCACAAUUUAUUGGUAAUAAACCCAAAGAUUAUAUACCUAGUAAACCGGUAUAUAUUAAUGAUGGUGAUAUGGAAGUGGUUAACCCUAGAGAUAUACCGGUGCUAUUGGCACAGAAAAAUAUUGCCUCAACUAAUCAUAUCAAUGAGAAACAAAGGUAUGUCGAAAUGUUGGAGACUAUACUGAAAGGUCGCAAAUACUUGGAUAACGUGUUGUAUGAAUACGUGAAUAGUAUUCAACACUUAAUGCCAAACAUCGCAACCAAUGCUAUACUCCAUACGAAACAAGAGCUCAAUAAUAGACACUGUUAUCGACAACUGGUCGACACUUUCCACCAAAACUGCUUUAAUUUGAAUCAAAAUACCUACGCUUUCGGGAAGCUAUACAUAUUGAAAAACAUUUGCGAAAAUUUGAUAGACUCUCACGUGACUAAUAUGGCUGUUAACAAGUUGGUUCAGUAUUGUACGCAAAAUGUUAAUCAUGAUAACUUUGACAAAAUUGUUUAAAUAUA